Molecule: messenger RNA, 806 nt
Organism: Lactuca virosa
Lineage: Eukaryota; Viridiplantae; Streptophyta; Magnoliopsida; Asterales; Asteraceae
Source: the annotation of a GenBank genome assembly
CCUGCAUAUACAUAUACAUACAUUCGUAUAUAUCCACAGGUAUCUCUAUCUCUCUCAUCUCUCUCUCUCUCUAGAAGAUAAGAUGGAAGGUGAAACAUCUGCGGUUAACAUUGUGGAAACACCAAAAGAAAGGAAGGGGAAAGCACCACUUCUGGCAGCUCCUCCAGGUGGUUCGAGCAGUAGUAAAGCAGUACCGGUGGUGGUUAAACCGGCGGCAACAAAAGGUGGAUACCGGAGAGGUUUAGCAGUGUUUGAUGUGGUUCUAAGGAUAGCCGGUGUUGCUACGGCUUUAGGAGCAGCCAUAGCCAUGGGCUCCACAGAUCAGACUCUACCUUUCUUCACUCAGUUCUUUCAGUUCAAAGCCAGUUACGAUGAUUUGCCAGCUUUUACGUUUUUCUUGAUUGCAAAUGCCAUUACAGCAAGUUACCUAGUCCUCACGAUUCCCAUCUCCAUCGUGUGUAUUUUGCGCCCAAAUGCAACCAAGCCGAGGGUUAUCCUCAUGUUCUUUGACACGGUUAUGGUUGCUUUGACAACAUCAGCGGCUGGUGGGGCAGCAUCCAUAGUUUACUUAGCUCAUAAUGGCAACUCAGAUGCAAAUUGGCCUGCAAUCUGUCAACAGUUUAACGAUUUUUGCCAGAAAAUUAGCGGGGCUGUGGUGGCUUCUUUUCUAUCUGUGGUCAUUCUCAUGGCCUUGGUCGUGUUAUCUGCCUUUUCUCUUUAAACAUGUGACGUUUGUCAUGGCGAAUGUUUAUUUUUCUUUAUUCUCCGUUUGUUUAUCCUCAUAUAUUGUUGGUUUUUCUUGAGAU